GUCGUCGCGGCGUCGUGCGGCGUCGGGACGCGUGUCAACUCUUCGCCGAUCUCGGUCGGAGGCGUCUGACCGCGGUGUUGAUGGCACUACGGCGACAGCAACGAUCCGAGUGCUCGCCACGGACGUCCUCGCGCGAUCAUGAACACCAGCUCGCCGCAGAACACCAGCACCGCCGGCACUGGGCAACGACGAACAGCCGGUGUCGAUAACAGCGACGAGGAGGAAUGGAGCGGCGUCGUCGAAUGUGCUGUUCUUGAGAGAACCAAGUCCGAUAGGGUUGCACGAGCCGAUGAAGACCGUCGUCGCCGAACGAUCAUCGUUGAGAAGAAAAACGGCACGUACGGUUUCACGUUACAGAGCUAUGGUAUACACUAUAAGAGGGAACAGGAAAUAGAGAUGGUAACUUACGUGGACUACGUGGAAUAUGAUGGACCAGCGUACAAAGCUGGUAUGCGUGAGGGAGAUGUGAUACUUUCUAUAAAUGGCCACGAGAUGGACAGGGCUGAUCACAAGACAUUAGUGAAUUUUAUUAAGAACUGUGAUAGCAGAAUGCGGAUGGUCGUGUCCUUCGAAGAUUGCGUCAGAAAGGUGGAAUUGCACAUGCGUUAUAUCGAGUUACAACGCGCUCUCCAAUCUCGCCUGGGCGAACUGGAGAGGUUGUGUGAGAGAGAACGGUCUAUUCUAAUGGGACGAUGGAAAACCCACUCACUGCCAGCGCGCAAAAGAACGCCUAAUAGCAUCGGCACUAAUCCGAAUCAGCCGUCGCCUUCUUCUAGCUUCAACUCUUCCACGAUUCAAUGCUGCCGGCCAGCAACCUCCACCGAGCACCUUUUACUUUAUAACUUCGCGGACGGGCGACCGUGUCUUAUUCCACGUAGCGCCGCUUGCCUCGUAGCAGUCGGACCGCCUCGUUCUCGCAGCGAUCAUCAUCAUUUCCUUUCGAAGAUGUCGAGCGAAUCCACAGUGACCUCAUUGCGCCAUAGUUACCAUCAGGCAAACGGUAUGAUGGGUACACCUGCGAAGAGCAAAUCUCACAAACAAUCCUGCCAGCAGCAAUCGUCGGUUGCUGGUGAAGGCCCAUCGUUACACUCGACCCCUCAGAACAAUCUCUGUGUCGCUUGCAUCUCCAGCGCGAAUCGCCGCCGAGAGCAGUCCGACAGCGUAAGUCUAGAUGCUUAUGAUCUCGCCAGUCCUUGCUGCGACCCGAAUUGCGUGCCUAGUCGCCGACGCCGCGAGAAACAACGACGCGCCCGUAACGAGCAAGCUCUUCAUCAGCAACAGCAGCAGCAGCAGCAACAGCAACAACAACAGCAACAGCAACAGCAGCAGCAUCAUCACGUUCAACGAGACCAACAGUCGCAGCAGUCUAACACUCAUAGUUGCCCUCGCACAUCCGGCCAUAGUCUUCAUUCAAUUACCAGUAGUGACGUCUCGACGACAGCCGAUAGCGUCGCCUCCUGUUCUACUAGCCUCAGCACCGACACCCUGUACUGGGACCCAAGCGUGCACCAGCGACCACCGCCGUGCCUUCAAUAUGCAAAGCCUAAAUCUUGGGAUAAUCUGACUACCAAAGCUUUCGGAGGUUACGGCUUUGGUUACGGUUAUCUGGACACUGUGACCAUCAAGACUCACAGCGCGGAACGUCCUGGUAAGGGAUCGCACAGCAGCGGCGGUAGCGGUAGAUCAAAGACGCCGAUCGGCGUGCAGCGAAAGAACAGCGGUGCCAGCGGCAGCACUGCAUAUUCCACCACGACAAGUUCGACAGUCAGUCGACGCUUCCAACCGACCAAGUCGACGGAGAGCUUGCUCAUUCCACUGGGUCCGUAUCAAGGCGAGCUGGACCAAGCGAGUCUAAGCUGCGAGUGCCUGGACGGUGGUGGCGGUGGAUCUGGCUCACGAUUCAUUCAGCUAGAUAAACACAAACGCAUUGACGAGGCGGGAUACGUCUCGUCGACCCACGCACAAGUCAGACAUCGACGGUCUAGUCAUUCCGAUGGAAAACUGCGGGCUAUCAAUAACCCCGAAGUCACGCGAUUGUAAUAUGCUUUAAAUAUAGCUUAAAACAAAGCUACAUGCUAAUAAAACGUCAAUAUAUAUUGU
Molecule: messenger RNA, 2100 nt
Organism: Monomorium pharaonis (pharaoh ant)
Lineage: Eukaryota; Metazoa; Arthropoda; Insecta; Hymenoptera; Formicidae
Exons: 5
Coding region: 139-2040 (633 amino acids)
Molecular function (GO): protein binding
Source: RefSeq, a predicted model, not a curated record